AUGGAAACAUAUAUAGCUGGUCGAUGCUCAGAUUUGAUUUUGUAUCCAGUGAAAACAGUUGAUCAAGAUGAUCAAUAUCGAUUUGAUUACAGUGAUGUUAGUUUUGGUAAUACGCAUAAUCAAGGAGCAACUGUAGCAAUAACAUGUACCGAAAAAGGACGACCAGCUACGGUUGAGGGAUAUGAUCAGCAAAGGACAUCAAUAACAUCAUCACCAAAUUUGAUGGCAACAUGCACCAACGUUGGUGGUUCACAAUAUACUUGGACAACAUUGGGAAAAAUAUUGCAAUUUGUGGAUUGUCGUUUUUAA
Messenger RNA from Loa loa (African eye worm), 309 nucleotides. RefSeq lists its product as hypothetical. The record is from RefSeq and is a predicted model, not a curated record. Lineage: Eukaryota; Metazoa; Nematoda; Chromadorea; Rhabditida; Onchocercidae. The transcript is spliced from 3 exons. Bases 1 to 309 code for a protein of 102 amino acids.